This is a messenger RNA of Coregonus clupeaformis (lake whitefish), 2635 nucleotides long. RefSeq names its product GRAM domain-containing protein 4. Lineage: Eukaryota; Metazoa; Chordata; Actinopteri; Salmoniformes; Salmonidae. The transcript has 20 exons. Gene Ontology annotation, biological process: negative regulation of toll-like receptor 9 signaling pathway; apoptotic process. The record is from RefSeq and is a predicted model, not a curated record. The coding region runs from base 258 to 2123 and encodes 621 amino acids.
CGCCUCACUCACUGUAAGGCAACAACAGAAAUUUGAAACAGCUUAUUGUUGUCGAAUGCGUUCAUAAAACGCAAAGAACGUCAUCGUUUCCCCCCACCCUUUUGUGUAUGGACCUCUUGCACUGUUUGCCAUAAGAUUAUUUUAUUUAUGGUGUUCAAUGUUUAUACUUGGGCGUGAGCGGGGCGGACCAACGGAGGGUUUCUUUGAAACACGCUGGCAGGUGGGAAAGGGCGACCGACCGAGUAACGACAGCGUUAAUGAAACUUUGUUACAGAUUUCGUUAUGGGGAUGCCAUACGCCAUGUUAAGAUAAAGACCAAGACGACAGUGUUGAACAUGCUAAAGCGGUUGGACAAAAUCCGGUUCCGGGGCCAGCGGCCAGACGUGUUCCUGGAUCUGGGUGAAUCGCCCAACACAUCUGACACUGAAUGUAGCGAAGAGAUUCUGAUGAAGCCUCGGCCCUUGCUUAAAAUUAAAGACACUGAAGAACUGCAAGACCCUGUGAGUGUUCCUGCUGGUCCGGGGACACUUGCUAUGGCUGCAGCCAUCCAGGACUACCAGAGGACUGAGACAGAUGGACUCAACGAGAUGAAAGGCCACCUGGAAAUUGCCUUACUGGAAAAGCACUUCCUACAGGAGGAAUUGAGGAAACUUAGAGAAGAAACCAAUAUAGAGACACUGAAACAGGAGCUGGAGAAAGAGAGAUCGAAAAGGCAGGACUUGGAACAGAAACUGAACUUGGAAAUUCUCAAAACGAGACCAGAAGAUUCCGCUCCACAGCCACCCAGAGCAACACCUGCAGCUCCCACCGCCAACAGUACAGACAAGCAGAAGGAGACCAUGUACUCGCGGCUGCAGACAUGGCUGUACGACCGGUUUGGAGCGUACAUCGAGGACUUCCGCUUCCAGCCGGAGGUGAACACGGUGGAGCCAGAUGAGCCGUUAAGCGCUAAGAGAUUGACUGAAAACAUGAGACGACUCAAGCGAGGUGCCAAACCUGUCACUAACUUCAAGAAGAACCUUUUUGCCUUAUCCAGCUGGCACUCUGUGUAUACGUCAACCUUUGCCUUCAUUAUCUAUAUGAAUGCAGCGUGGCACGGUUGGGCCGUCCCCUUGUUUCUCUUCCUAGCCAUUCUCAGGCUCUCCUUGAAUUACCUCAUUUCCAGAGGUUGGAGGAUCCAGUGGAGUAUUGUGCCGGAGGUCUCUGAACCUGUGGAACCACCAAAGGAGGAUCUGACCGUUUCAGAGAAGUUCCAGUUAGUUCUUGAUGUCGCUCAAAAAGCACAGAAUCUAUUUGGAAAGAUGGCAGAUGUCCUGGAGAAAAUAAAGAACCUGUUCAUGUGGGUGCAUCCUGAGAUCACUCAGAAGCUCUACAUCGGUCUGUGGGUGGCCUUCAUCUGCUCCUGUCUCCUACCCUACAAACUCAUGGGCUUCAUGAUGGGGCUGUAUGCAGGGAUCAAGUUCUUCAUCAUCGACUUCCUGUUUCGGAGCUGUCCCAAGCUAAGGGACAAGUAUGACACGCCCCACAUCAUGUGGACCAGCCUGCCCACAGACCCCCAGCUGAAGGAGCGCGGCGGCGCUACACUGUCCAGACGGCUGUCUGGGUAUGAAAAGAUCCAACCAGUGGUAGCUCGUGGGAGUCUAGGGACAGCCCUAGCAUGCGGUGUCAGUCUAGAGGAACAGACUGGCAGGGUCUACAAUACUAAGAAGGGUUCUUUCCACGAGGUCUUCAAUCUGUCUGAGAAUGAGCGCCCCCUAGCAGUGUGUGAGAAUGGCUGGCGAUGCUGCUUGAUCAACAGGGACAGGAAGAGUCCCACUGACUACAUCCGUAAUGGGGUGCUCUUUGUCACUGAAAAUUACCUUUGCUUUGAAAGCUCAAGCUCGAGGUCAAACUCCUCUAAAAAGAAUAAAGUAAUCAAACUGAUUGACAUCACUGAUAUUCAGAAGUACAAAGUCUUGUCUGUACUGCCUGGGUCUGGAAUGGGAAUCUCCAUAGCUACACCGUCCACCCAGAAGCCGUUGGUGUUUGGUGCCAUGAUCCACAGGGACGAGGCCUUUGAUGCCAUCUUCACACAGUACAUGAAGACAGUGGCCAUGACCACAGGCACCAACCCUGAGACCUAACAAACCAAGAUGGCUGCCUUCACCAGGGACUUCCUUUACUGACACAGAGACAUAGCUAUGUAGUACACAGAGAGCCACCACUGCUAUUGGCCAUUUAGUACAUAUGAAAAUAUGUUAAGCUAGUGUCCAUGCCAAGGUGGUGGAUUCCUCCACCAAGCCAGGGAUCCUUGGCACAUAGAUUAGCAUGUGAAUAUGGUAUCCACUUGAUCUGAGGCCUGGUCCAUCACUAUAGAGCCCAAGGUCUUUCUAUCCUCUUGCUGAUGACUCCAGCUUCUCAACUAAGGAACUACGACUCCUGGAUCCGCCCACCAUUGCUGCCUCCUGCCUCCUAUUGGUUGGGUCGAGGCUGUUGUGUCUAGGGAUAGAGACACACUUGGUUCUUGUUUAGCUGUUUCUCUGUACUGGGGUAAGAGGUUUUCAACUCUGUCUUUGGAUGUCACUGUGUUUGUGUGUGUCACAGGAGGUUGGUGGCACAUUAACUGGGGAGAAAAGGCUUGUGGUAAUGACUGGAG